UUUGGCACAUAUUGUUGCUUGUUUGUGAAUGUGAGGAAGGAGCCUGUUUAGUAGCUCGGAUGCUCGAUUUAUUUAUUUAUUUAUUUUUUUCCGAUGAUUAAUUUGUUGUUGAUUGUUAUGGAGAAGGAUAAGCAUUGCUUGAAAUCUCAUCGUUUUUGUUUCUACUUUACUCUAAUUUCUCUGUAUGGAGAGAGAUUACAACGUAACUAUGGGGAUCGUUACCGCUCGGGCACAGAACACGACGCAAGUGUGAAAAGGCUUCAUAGAGAAACUGUGCAAAGCUCAGAGGCUUACAUGUAUAACCUGUAGAUUGAUACAAAAACAAGCCUUCCAAGCACUGGGGCACAGAAUAGGCAUGGCUAAGUUAUUGCGGACGGUUGUAAUCUAUCUUAUCUUCAGAAAUGGCUGGAGAAAACUGCUUGUCGUCUGUUUGAUAUUCACGUUUACUAGCAUUUUGAUACUGAUUUCUUCGUUGCCUUAUCCACUGACCGAAUGGAUUCACCUACCGCAUCCUGCAACUUCAUCUUCGAGUAAUUCAGUACGUUUGGGUGAGAAUCAUUUUUCAGCAUUGGGCGCUCGGCAUGAAAUCGUGCAAGACAACUCUGUAGUGGUUCCGCAUAAUUCUUCGACUGAGCCAAAUAAAACUGUGCUACUUGAAAAAAAGGAGAAGGAUGUACCUCAAAGAAGCAAAGGACAUAGACGCGGAAGGUUAAUGGACUCGAUUGGUCCACCAUCUCCUCAUAUGGUUAAACGUCUCCCGCGUCAGUUGGAGAGGUACCUGUCAUCGUUGUCGCCGGAUGAGGCACUUGCAUUCGUUAGAAAAGAUAUCGAGAAUGCAUCCAGAGACAGUGGUGAUAAUCCGGAAUUAUAUGCUCCCUUGUUCCGGAAUGUUUCCACUUUCAUGAGGAGCUAUGAAUGGAUGGAGCAGAUUCUAAAAGUAUACAUUUACAAAGAAGGGGAGAAGCCUAUUUUCCAGGAGCCUCAUCUUUCUGGAAUCUACGCCUCUGAAGGAUGGUUUCUGAGAUUGAUGCUAGCAAACAGGCACUUUGUAACAAAGGAUCCUGAGAAGGCUCACUUGUUCUAUCUCCCAUACAGCGCCCGCCAACUACAGAUGACUCUCUAUGUCCCCGGUUCGCAUAAUUUGAAUCCAUUAAUAGUCUUUCUACGUGACUAUGUGAACAUGCUUUCUUCCAAGUACCGGUACUGGAAUCGCACUCGCGGAUCGGAUCAUUUUAUUGUUGCCUGCCAUGAUUGGGGGCCUUAUACAUUGAAGGGGCAUAAGGAGCUAUUGCAAAACACCAUUAAAGCUCUGUGCAACGCCGAUGCAUCGGAGGGUAUUUUUGAUCCUCGAAAAGAUGUUUCCCUCCCGGAAACUACGAUAAGAAGACCUCGCAGGCCUCUUAGAAAUAUUGGUGGGAAGAAAGUGUCGGAACGAUCAAUUCUGGCCUUCUUUUCCGGGCGCCGGCAUGGCAAGGUUCGCCCGGAGCUCCUAAAGCAUUGGAGCGACAAGGACGAUGACAUGAGGAUUUAUGGACCACUGCCAAACCGAGUGUCGAGAUUUACGUCAUACCCUCAGCUUAUGAAAUCAAGCAAAUACUGCAUCUGUCCUAUGGGGUUCGAUGUCAACAGCCCGAGGAUUGUUGAGUCUAUAUACUAUGAAUGUGUCCCGGUGAUCAUAGCCGAUAAUCUGGUCCUGCCGUUCAGCGAUGUUCUUGAUUGGGACGCCUUCUCUUUCCGAGUACCCGAAAAGGAUAUUCCCAAUCUGAAGGAGAUACUCCUAGCAAUACCUAUGGAAAGAUACAUUGUGAUGCAGAACAAUGUGAAGAAGCUGCAGAGGCACUUCCUUUGGAAUUUCCGGCCAGUCCCCUUCGAUCUUUUCCAUAUGAUCCUACAUUCGCUAUGGUCGAGCAGGCUCAAACAGAUUCAAACACUACUUCCAUCAUAGUACCUCAUCAUGGCAUGAUCUGAUCCUAUUAUGGUUCAGAUUUCAUGAUCAAUCCUAGAGUUUCUUCAAAAUGGCUAUGGUCUGGUUAAGAAUCCUGUUGAAGAGGAGAUCAAGAAGUGAAGUAGAGGAUCAUGGAUAGAUCAUGUUUAUUACUAUAAUUAUUAUUGAUUAGUUUGGUUCAUCAUAAGAACAGAAAGAAGGCAGCAGAAACAGCGGUCAUAUUACUGAGGUUAUGAUGGUGGUAAUGAGCUAAUGCUGUGUAGAACAGCUUUUAGUCAUUAUCAUCAUCAUCUUCUUCAUCUUCAUCUUCUUCCUCAAGCUCAAGAAAGCACUUGACCCACUCCAAACCAUA
Andrographis paniculata is the source of this 2297-nucleotide messenger RNA. Its product is annotated as probable glycosyltransferase At5g03795. The transcript is spliced from 5 exons. The coding region runs from base 356 to 1945 and encodes 529 amino acids. The record is from RefSeq and is a predicted model, not a curated record. Gene Ontology annotation, molecular function: glycosyltransferase activity. NCBI's taxonomy places the organism in Eukaryota, Viridiplantae, Streptophyta, Magnoliopsida, Lamiales, Acanthaceae.